This is a messenger RNA of Drosophila busckii, 4468 nucleotides long. RefSeq names its product trafficking protein particle complex subunit 11 (gene gry). Lineage: Eukaryota; Metazoa; Arthropoda; Insecta; Diptera; Drosophilidae. Gene Ontology annotation, cellular component: cytoplasm. The transcript is spliced from 10 exons. Bases 466 to 4344 code for a protein of 1292 amino acids. The record is from RefSeq and is a predicted model, not a curated record.
GAGCUUAAGGAUUUUCUGAAGGAUUUUUCGAAGGCUUUCUGAUGCUACUGUAAAUGUAGUAUAUUCUCAAUUUAAAACUGUUAAAUUUUUGUUUAUUUUUGGCUAUUUAGCCAUGCAAGGCAAUAAGUACGAGCGAGAUGCAAAUAGCCAAACAAAUUAACGUGUAUUAUCCGCAAUAGUUGUGUUGCCGGAUCAUGCGUGGAGAGAGCUGCCAGACUACAUACAGUCAACAUAAAAUAUGUUGACAAUCCUGAACAGAACAGCUGAUAAGCUUACUGCAUUUUCUGGGGCGGCGUUUAUUUACAUUUUAUGUGGAAUUUCUGUGUUUAUUAAGGAGCCAAUACUGACGCGUAGCCAUAAAUAAGUGGUACGCGAGUUUCAAGUGGAGUGAUAGUGUGUGUCCAUCUAAAGGGCAAGCUUAAGGCAGAGUUAGUUAAAAAGUGAUUGGGAGGGGGGUUCAAAACAAUGACGAUUGAUGUCACAACGCUGCCGUCAGAGCUACUCGUAGUCCCGCAUCCGUUGAUUGGCUUCUGUGGCCUGGAUGUGGCGCGUCAGAGUGUACACAAGACCAUUUGGGAUGCGUUCAGCGGUAGCCUGCAACGUAAGCCAGCGGACAGGGAGCGAGAUCGAGCGGCCGUGCAAUACAAACUACUGCCAGCAAACUAUGAGUUCCCAGUAGCCAAGCCGAAGCGAACCUCCUACGAGUGGUAUCACCCCAAAGGCAUACUCAAGCGCAAUUGGAUGUUGAAGCACCUGCAUGUGCUCCCAUCAGUGGUGGUGCUCUUCCAGGACAUUGAAUGGAACGACAGCCAGUGGACAGAGAAGCAAGUGCAAUGUGCAGCCAUAGUGCAGGCGCUUAAAAAUGCGCUGCAGGAGCGCAAUACGCGGCUGUGCUUAGUGCUGUUGCAGAAGUCGGCACCUCUACCUCCUGGUGAGGAUAUGCUUGCAGCGGAACGUGCUGCCAGCUUGACCUCAGCCUGUGGCAUAACUAGCAAAAUGUUGUUCAUACUGCCGCACACGGAACACCUCAUGGGCUAUACACUGCGCUUGGAGUCUGCGUUCCUUGACAUGGCACAGUCCUACUACGCACUCAUGUCCAAGCGCAUACGCACGCAUCGUGAUCAACUGACGGCGGCACAUACGACGCUCAAGAUACGCCAUCAGUUCAAGCUAGGCUUUGUUGCCGAAAUGCGACAGGACUUUAGCACGGCACAAAAGCACUAUUUUCAGGCUUACUCUAAUAACCUGGAUGAGAUACGUAUUAAUGAUGCCAACUGCUUGGAGAUCAAAACUGUUGCUGGCUUUCUCAACUACAAGCUAUGUCGGCUGAUGUUUAAGCUCAAGACACCGCGAGAUGCAAUCAAACAGUUUAUUAUACACAUAGAAAAGUUCAAGACGCGUGUGGGUUUCAAGGAUCUAGCCUUUGAGCAUCAUGCCUGGCUUAGCACGCAACACGCCGUCUUUGGGGAACUCUUUUAUGAAGCUAUAAAGAACGGCUUACCUGCGCUGCAAACUCAGCAUCCUGGCAUUUAUUUCCAGAAGGCAGCAGAGUACGUAAUUAAGCGGCGACAGGCGGCCAAGGAGUCCUACGAAACACAGCUGAGUGCAAAUAAUGGCGCUAAUGCGGAGUCAACAGCCGCCAACUUGUAUACGGAGUUCUUUGGAGUACGCGCAGUCAAAACAGGCGAUCCUCUGGCCGAGCAGCAGGCAAAUAUGCUGCUCAGCGAGCUGGAGCGCAACUUCAAUUACUCUGCGAGCAUUAUAGCACUGCUGGGCCAGGCUAUGGCGCAGUUUAAGAUUUACAAGUGUCUAAGGUUUCGCAAAAAGCUGGCCAUAGAUAUGGCCGAGGAGUAUCUGCAAAGUGGCGAUCAUGCCAAGGCUCUAACUUUAUACUCGCUUAUGCUGCCAGACUAUCGCCAGGAGCAAUGGUCGACUAUUUUUAGCGAUGUGCUGCUUAAGACAUUACGCUGUGCGCUGCUCUCCGCUUCCGUGGCCGACUACAUAGCCUGCAGCAUUGAAGCGCUGGCGCUGCGUCAUCAGGGCGAACAAAAGGAGCGUGUGCUGUUGCUGGAGAAUCUCUGGCAAGUGUUCCAGUGUGUGCCGCCGUUGCCAAAGGCGCAGCUGACGCCCGAAGUGCAAGCGCUUUGGAGUAGCUCGCUGGCCAGCGUCAAGUCGCCCAUACCAAUCGACUUGGACAAGAUUAAUGGCGUGCUACAGCUAUGCGCUAGCUUUCAACAGCUGCAGGUGAACAACAAUGAUGUAUUGCAGCUGCAACUUAUAGUGCGCGUGCUAACAGAUGUGCCGCUGCGCAUACGCGGCUUUCAAGUGUUACUCGCUGACGUGGCUAAUCCGCAACAGACCUACAAGCUGGAGGCGCUGAAGUACACCUGCUUUGCUAAUCUGCUGGAGCUGCGCAAGCAGCAACAACAAACACAACCGCAGCAGCAACAGCUUCAGCUUUACGAAAAGAACAUGCGCUUGGAGCCGGACUGCUAUUAUCAACUGUUCUGCAGCACAGAAGCUUCGCAGUUCAAUGAGAACACGCAGCUUAGCAUUAUGCGCCUGGAGGCGCUUAUGGGCACGGAUCAAUUGGGCGCAGUGCUCAGCUGCAGCGCCAACUUUGCACGCUCGCCGUUUCGCCAUCACACGCGCACUCGCGAUCUGGACGACAAUCUGUCGAUAAAUCCCAUUUGCUAUAUUGCGCCCACCUUCCAUUUGAGCACGCAAACGAACCUUGGCCAUGGCGUGCCGGACACAGCAACUACAACUACAACAACAACAACGAUGCUGGUCAACGAGUACUACCCGGUAGUGACCACCAUUAGCAAUAUGUACAAUGUUUAUCUGCAGAACGUCUGUGUGCACAUCAGUGUGCCCAUGGAGCUCAGAAAUAGCGUUUUCCUGACCACAGACGUAACAUCAGGCCGUCAAAAGCUGCACUCCCAAAUCCAAAUCGACGUGGGCGAGCUGUCGGCGCAGAGCAGCAACAAUGCCACCUACUACAUCUUCAGCUUGCUGGAGACGGAAAUCAAGCUGCAGCAGCGUCUUAGCUAUACGCUUGAUGUGGAGCGCAGUGCGGCAACGGCCAACGCCAGCGUUUUGGAGUCAAACAGCGCCGAGACUACGCCGGAGCAUGUGAAGCCAGUGCUGGGCAGCAGUCUAGCGGCUAUAUCGCCAGUGCAGAUCGAGUAUCUGGACGAGACGCGUGUGCGCAAAUCGCGCGAGGAUAGCCUGACGCUCAGCUGUGCCGGCGACUUUAAGUUUCAGGCCAGAUUCUAUACGCUGAAUCGUCGGCCCUUAAGUCAAAUUUAUCGUGGUGAGAAUUUUCUGCUGCGCGCCAACAUGGAGGUGCUGGCCAAGGAGCAACUAGAGAUACUCGACAGUUACUUUAUAUGUGAUCACAAUCUGGUGCAAUCCAACUACAGCUUCAAGCGCAAAAAGUACAGCAAUAAAUAUUGCGCUGGCGAUCAGCUGGAGAAUGUUAUAGUGCUGCGCACAAAUGCCACGUUGCAGGAUUGGCUGACGCCACGUGAUAUGGAGCGCACCAAGCUUAAUGAUAACAAAUUUAUUAGUCGCCUCACUCCAGCGCCGCCCGCUGUGUUAGAGUCUAUUAGCCCUGCACCCAAUGCCAACAAAGCGCAGGCAACCAAGCUGCCCAAUACGUUAACCAUUAUCAACAAUAAUAACUUGAUGAGCAGUUCGCUGCAGUCAGAGGACGGCAAGCUAGAGGAGUCUAAUAACGCUUUGGAUGCGCCCAAGAGCAUGCGCGUUGUCUUUAACAAAGCGCUGGAGGCGGUGCAGGCCACAGGACACUGUCGCGGCUUCAUCAAAGGAGCUUAUACUUUGGCAGCAACAGUCAAUGCCAGCUCUCCCACAUUUGGCGUCUUUUGCAUACGCUGGCGUCGCGCUGGCGUUAAGGACGAAAAUGAAUCCAAGUUUAUUAUUAGCGGCUUGCAUAUAACAGAGCCGCCACUCAAUAUUUACUGCACAAUUGAGGAAAAGAUGUUUGUCAAAAUGCCCAUGGCCUUCAAGGUGGUGCUUAAGAAUCCCACGCCACAUGUGCUGCAUCUCAUUGCCACGCUGGCCAUAAGCAAUACAGAUAAUUUUAUCUGCUCGGGACACAAGCAGGUGCGUAAACUACACUUGGAACAACAUAAUUUGCUUGUUGAUGUUUCUAAACUGCAGGUGGGCUGGCAGGAGCUGCCUGUGCUUACGCUGGAGUACAAUACGAAGGCGGAUCCGCAGAAGAAUGACAGUCAGAACGCGCUGCUCGAUGAGUUGGUGCAACGCGCGCUGCCCAAACGCGUCUUUGUGCUGCCCCCACUCAAGCAGCAGUCCAAGUAGCUGACAUUAUUUCCUGCGUAGUUUAAGUGUUUGAAAGUCUUAAAAGUAACAUACAUAUAUUGUGUUAUAUAAAAUUUAAAAUAAUGCUAGUACGCUUUAUUCCAAUCCAACUCUUUAAAGUUAA